Molecule: messenger RNA, 972 nt
Organism: Alternaria ventricosa
Lineage: Eukaryota; Fungi; Ascomycota; Dothideomycetes; Pleosporales; Pleosporaceae
Exons: 2
Coding region: 1-972 (323 amino acids)
Biological process (GO): regulation of transcription by RNA polymerase II; DNA-templated transcription
Cellular component (GO): chromatin
Molecular function (GO): DNA-binding transcription factor activity, RNA polymerase II-specific; zinc ion binding; RNA polymerase II cis-regulatory region sequence-specific DNA binding
Source: RefSeq, a predicted model, not a curated record
AUGAGCAACUACAAUUGGCUUUUUGAUAUGGACUGGACGCGGAACGAUCAGGUUCAACAACCGAUCAUAGAGGACCCAUUCUCUGCCUUACCCUUUGAAAACAAUACGGUCUCUGAAUCGAUUCAGGGUUUAGAUUUCCAACUGGAACAGGUGGAUAUGGAAGGUUCGCUAUCGACGGUCGGCCAGUUUGGCUCACUUCCGUCCCAGCCAAAUAAGUCUCUUCAUGACCAAAACCACCACUCACCAACUGCGCAAUUGAUCACGCCGCCAAUCGAUAAAGCGCACAAAACAGCUGGUUCGCCGUCUAAUCACGAGCCCUCCGGACCAACGACAGACAACAAUGCUUUCCUCGACGUUGAGCGACCACUGUCUUUGCUGCAGCCAUCGCGAAGCCUACCGAUCAUUGAUGAGCUAGCUCGUCAGCAGCUACUUGACCUCAUUGACAUCGUACAGCCUACUGUACCAGACGGCAGUAUAGUCAUGCGCGACCACCCGCUGCUCUCGUUAUCAUGCUUGCAAACAUACUGCGAUUUGUUCUUCACGCGUUUCAACACCACGUAUCCAUUGAUACAUAUGUCUACGUUUGACCCGUCAGAGGUCGAUACACUUCUCCUUGUAUCAGUCUUGCUACUAGGCGCAACAUAUGGAGAGAAAGACGCACACCAGCUCGCAGUAUGCAUCCAUGACGUGCUGCGGCCACAGAUCUUUGCCAAUGCCGGUUUUUCGGCGAAGCCAGAUCUCUGGGUCCUUCAAACUAUCCUAUUGGUCGAGUGCUUUGGCAAAAGCAGAGCCGGACAAAAGCAACACGACAUGUCGCAUCUCUUCCACGGCUUACUCAUCAACCUCAUUCGGCGGAGCGAUUGCCAAAGUAUCCGGCCACCAACACCGGAAGAAGCCACGGAUGAUCUUGAAGAUGACUGGCGGACAUGGUGCGAAGCAGAGCAAAAGAAGAGGUAUGUAUUCAUCAACUGA